UAUUGGCUGGAUCCCGCAAAGACUCUUGCAGAGCACAAGGAGCUAAUCAACACUGGACCUCCAUAUACUUUGUAUUUUGGUAUUAAAUUCUAUGCUGAAGAUCCGUGUAAACUAAAAGAAGAAAUAACCAGAUAUCAGUUUUUCUUACAGGUGAAGCAAGAUGCCCUUCAGGGCCGGCUGCCCUGCCCUGUCAACAUUGCUGCUCAGCUGGGCGCAUACGCCAUCCAGGCUGAACUUGGAGAUCACGACCCAUGUAAGCAUACGGCGGGCUACGUGUCUGAGUACCGGUUUGUUCCUGAUCAGAAGGAGGAGCUGGAAGAAGCCAUAGAGAGGAUCCAUAAGACUCUGACGUAGGAGCAGGCUUGUGUUGUCAGCCUUCACCAGUGUCUAAGACAGUUCUAAGUGUUUGCAGCGAUAAAUUCACCUGUGUCCUGAACAUUCCAUCUCUCUUGCUUCUUUUAUAACAAUAAGUGCUCAUUGAAAAUCCCAGCUAUCUAAAUAGUAUAAAGGAGACAAUAAAGCCAGG
Psammomys obesus (fat sand rat) is the source of this 526-nucleotide messenger RNA. RefSeq names its product band 4.1-like protein 4A. Lineage: Eukaryota; Metazoa; Chordata; Mammalia; Rodentia; Muridae. The record is from RefSeq and is a predicted model, not a curated record. The transcript is spliced from 4 exons. The annotation marks the transcript as partial. Gene Ontology annotation, cellular component: cytoskeleton.